This is a messenger RNA of Microdochium trichocladiopsis, 969 nucleotides long. RefSeq names its product RNase P subunit p30. Lineage: Eukaryota; Fungi; Ascomycota; Sordariomycetes; Xylariales; Microdochiaceae. Gene Ontology annotation, molecular function: RNA binding. Gene Ontology annotation, cellular component: nucleolar ribonuclease P complex. The annotation marks the transcript as partial. Gene Ontology annotation, biological process: tRNA processing. The record is from RefSeq and is a predicted model, not a curated record. The transcript has a single exon.
AUGCUGUACGAUCUCAACAUCGCGUGGUCGCCCACGGCCACCACCGCCGAGCUCGAGCGCACCCUGAGCUUCAGCGCCUCGCUCGGCUACGACGUCGUCGCCCUCAAUCACAUUAUUCACCCGCCGAUACCUGCGCAGACGGUCAAUCCUCUACCGCGGCUGUCCCCUCCUGAUGAUUCUGCGAGACCGUCGACUUCGGCACCAGCACAGGCACAGUCCAAUGGCACGGGCGCGCAGCCAGCCGUCCUUCACCGAGCUACGGUGGUCAUGUCAGAUCCAUCGCAGACACACCGGCUCGUCCAGCUCGCAGCAGCCUACGACAUCCUCGCCAUCCGCCCACUGACCGACAAGGCCUUCCAGAAUGCCUGCCUCAACAUGGCCGAGCCGUCACUCAUCUCGCUCGACAUGACCCAGCACCUGCCGUUCCACUUCCGGCCCAAGCCGUGUAUGGCCGCCAUCAACAGAGGCCUGCGGUUCGAGGUCUGCUACUCGCAGAUGCUCACGGCCGACGCGCGCGGCCGAGCGUCCUUCAUCGGAAAUGUCAUAGAGCUCGUGCGUGCCACGAGGGGCCGGGGCAUCGUGCUCAGCUCCGAGGCAAAGAACGCCAUGGGACUGCGGGCCCCUGCCGACGUCGUCAACCUCCUCGCAGUAUGGGGCCUGGGGACCGAGAAGGGCAACGAGGGUCUCGGCAGCAUCCCGCGCAGCGUCGUGGUCAACGAGCGGGUCAAGCGGACGGGCUUUCGCGGCGUCGUCGACAUUGUCAAGGUCGCGCAAAAGCCAGAGGGUGCCACGGGGCAGGAAGGAGACGACAUGGACACAGGAGAUGAUGCUGGGGUCAAGAGGCCAAAGAGUAACGCAAAUGCCCAGGAGAAGAAGAAGAAGCGGAAGCCGGCGGAAGAGAACAACAGUGACGCCACUCGCGCAGAGCCGCCCAUGAGCAAGAGACAGGCGAAGAAGCUGAAAGCAGCA